Parnassius apollo (apollo) is the source of this 315-nucleotide messenger RNA. Lineage: Eukaryota; Metazoa; Arthropoda; Insecta; Lepidoptera; Papilionidae. The record is from the annotation of a GenBank genome assembly.
AUGAAAGAAAAAGCUAUUCAACAGUUGUUAAUAGAUAAUUCUCCACCAAAUAGUGACAAUGAAGUACAUCCAGUUGAACAAGAUCCUCUCACUCAAUCAGCUCUAAGCCUCAUACCUAAUUCAUAUCUGAAUCGUUUGGAUUACGGUAAUAGUAAUUCUUGUCAAGGGUGCCUAAAGAAAAUAUUCUUCAGAGAAAGAACACUUACAGAAAUGUGGAGUAAAAAGUUUCUAGCAGUGAUACCCCCAAUCCUGAAGAAACGAAAGGAGUCAGCUCACAAAGCCGAUGUCGCCACACACCAAGCGUCAAAUGAAUAA